CCUUUAUUUUCAACAUACCAUGUGCGCCACCAUUUUGUUGCGACUCCAGCGCCGCUGUGCGGGCAUUUCUUCGUGGUGACUGCGGGUCGCUCGUUCCAGCGCAUGUAAGAAGCGAUGGCUAAGGUGUUGUCUAGCUGUUUGGAGGUUCCUUCCUCGUUAAAAAUCGGUAAGUACAUGUUUCUCGGCAUGAUAACAUCUUCUACAAACUUCUCGGAAAGCAUUAACCUGAGGGCUGGAACCGGAGACACGCAAAAACAACAAGAAUUUAUCUGACGCACAGAAAUCUUUGUUGCUUUUCUGCGUACCCGGUUCCAGCCCUAAGUAUGCACGAAGUUGUCUGCGCACUUUUACUUCUGUCGAAGCAUUAAUUUAGCGUGCAAAUAUGCCUUUAAGUGCUUUAGCGAUGGCGCGGUUGCUGUACGGCAUUAACAUUAUGUUGCAGCCAAUAGAUCAAGUUUUAAAACCCUCCUAACACGCUCACGUCUCCACGAAAAAUAAAUGGGAGAUACUGAACAUAGGAUGAACAUCUGUUUCGCAGCCUUGGUAAGCAUUUGAACUAACCACUCUGUGCUUAUAUGUGCUUUGUCGUUUUUUUUAUUCUGUCUUUGUCAUGAUUGCUGCGCCGAUCAUGAGUCCAAGCGCUUAGCGGCAUGCAGUUAGAUUAUGUGACGUUCGCUUAUGUCUAACGCCUAAAUAACACGUCGAAGUGUAUCGUGCUACAAAUCGUAUCUUUUAAUCGUUCACGGACAUCCUAAUCAAGACCUCCAUUGAUUCGUUAGUACACCUCUUCCAGUGUGAAUCUACGAUUUUUUCUUCAUGGUUGUUGCUCCUUUCCUACAUAGGUACUCACGUGCUACCCCAUCCAAAAACUGUCAAUGAGUCUGACUGGGUAGAUAACAUGAAGUUGUGGCCCCCACUCCAAGAGCACCACAUAACAUAUUAUUUACUGAAGUCUAAAGCCUGUGACCUGGAGGAUGUCCAAGCUCUUAAGAGCCUGGACUCAUACAAUUAUUUAAUUAGUGGCAAAGUGGGGCGGCUUCUUGUCUACCAAACAGACAGUGACACCUGCUUUCUAAAGGGAACGGUUUCACCUUCCCAGGCAGAUGAAUAUCGGCCGUACCAGGCGUGGGUGUGCGUGACAAGCGACUGUCGCAUUCUCUGGGGCUCCUGCACCUGCAAGGUUGGCUUAACAAGAGUAUGUAGCCACGUUGGUGCUAUACUAUGGAAAAUAGAAUUUGCAAAUCGGAAAGGUCUCACGGGACAAAGUUGCACGGACAGGAGUGCCAGUUGGAACCAUGGUACCAAAAGAAAUGUCGUACCAUCACAGGUACUAGACAUGGACUUCAGCAUGGCAAAGAACAUCAGGCACGCAUCACCCACAAACAGAAAGGUCUCAGUGCCACGUUACGAGGACCACAAGACGUACGUAAAAGCUAUGAAAGCGAGUGAAAUAGCACCGUUGCUUGACAUCAGAGGCAGUUUGCUGCAUCAGACUGUUUUUGCCAGUUUGCCAUCAAAUGUGCAGACCAGUUGUUGCAGUCAAAGGGACACUGUGCCUGAACAUGGUUCCCACAGUGAACCAGAGUUGCUUGCGUGUGAGUUGUGCUUUGAAUUCUACAGUCAGUGGGUGAAAAUCGAAGAAUCGUCAAGGCAAAGGCUCAUGAAGUUGACGUGCCAACAGAGUGGUGACCUAUGGCAAGCAAGUCGUAAGCUUCGACUCACAGCAUCAAACCUUUCCAAAGUUCCCCGCAGAAAAGACACUGCGCCGGACAAGUUCAUAAAGUCAUGCCUGUUCAGUACGUUUCGGGGCAACAAGGCAACGAGUCAUGGAAAGAAAUUUGAACCAGUCGCAAGGAAGGCCUUCGAAAAUAGCUAUGGUGUUUGUGUGGAGCUGUGUGGAACAGUGGUGAGUGCAACUCACCCAUUCUUAUCAGCAAGUCCUGAUGGACUGGUGGGCACUGACAGUAUUUUGGAAAUAAAGUGCCCACAUACAGAAGACUGUGUGCAGUUUGUUCACGCCUGUAAGUACGAUGUCAGGAGGGACACUGAUGGUAGAUAUUACCUUGCUAAAGAAGGAAAGAAUGGAUACUACAUGCAAGUUCAAUUUGUGAUGUUUUGCUCUGAGAGAUCAAAAUGUUACUUUCAUGUAUGGUCAGCACUGAAUUCUAUUAUAAUUGAGGUGACCUAUGAUGUAGAGUAUGUUGCCAUGCAUAUCACAAGGUUCAAUGAAUUUUACUUUAGGCAUUAUUUGCCCAGGCUUGUUGAUGCUGUAAAUUCCAAGAACUUGGCACUCACUGAUGAAUAUAAGGUACUGUGUUCAGAACGGUAAACUCAGAACAGAAUAAACUGCAGGUCACUGGAACACAA
Messenger RNA from Ornithodoros turicata, 2367 nucleotides. RefSeq lists its product as uncharacterized. The coding region runs from base 899 to 2329 and encodes 476 amino acids. The transcript has 2 exons. Lineage: Eukaryota; Metazoa; Arthropoda; Arachnida; Ixodida; Argasidae. Gene Ontology annotation, molecular function: zinc ion binding. The record is from RefSeq and is a predicted model, not a curated record.